Pygocentrus nattereri (red-bellied piranha) is the source of this 3529-nucleotide messenger RNA. RefSeq names its product leucine rich repeat containing 1 (gene lrrc1). Lineage: Eukaryota; Metazoa; Chordata; Actinopteri; Characiformes; Serrasalmidae. Gene Ontology annotation, cellular component: postsynaptic membrane; adherens junction; postsynaptic density. Gene Ontology annotation, molecular function: protein binding. The record is from RefSeq and is a predicted model, not a curated record. Gene Ontology annotation, biological process: neurotransmitter receptor transport postsynaptic membrane to endosome; neurotransmitter receptor transport, endosome to postsynaptic membrane. Bases 517 to 2091 code for a protein of 524 amino acids. The transcript has 14 exons.
CUUUGGAAUGAGGGAGUGAGUGAGUGAGUGUUCCGGGUCAGAAAACUGGACUAAGAGGAAAUAAAGUCGCGCAAAAAAGCUAAACAAAGCUAGAAACUGCAGAGGCGAAGGACAGUCCCACCCGAAUAGACAUGUAAGCGUCCCGGGGGAAGAAGGUAUGGCACAUUUCUCGACAUUCCAGUGAAGACGUGGCGGGAAUGAGCAGGAGGAGAGGAGGAAGGGGGGAGAGAUUUGAAAAAGUGUAACGGAGGAGGAGAAGAGGAAGGAGUGGGACUGAAGCCCAUGUCUGUCCGCGCUGGGAGAGCGAGCGGCCCGGAGAGAAAGAGCGGAGAGUAACCGCGGAUAACAGAGGAACACUGUUGCUGCUGCUGCUGCGUGUUUACUGGUUACUGUGUCAGUUACUCCGCGCUGAGCGGCCAGUGGAGCUUCUCUCCUCUCCUCUCCGAGUUUGGUGUGUGUGUGUGUGUGUGUGUGUGUGUCCUGCUCUCCCCGUGCGGCGCUUUCUCCGCCGGUGGGAUGUUUCACUGCAUUCCGCUGUGGCGGUGCAACCGUCACGUCGAAACGAUCGAUAAGCGCCACUGCUCGCUGCUUUACGUGCCCGACGAGAUCUACCGCUACAGCCGCAGCCUGGAGGAGCUGCUGCUCGACGCCAACCAGCUCCGAGACCUGCCCAAGCAAUUUUUCCAACUGGUGAAGUUAAGAAAGCUUGGACUGAGUGACAAUGAGAUCCAGAGGCUUCCCCCAGAGAUAGCCAACUUCAUGCAGCUUGUGGAGCUCGACGUCUCACGCAAUGACAUUAUAGAGAUUCCAGAAAGCAUUUCCUUUUGUAAAGCUCUACAAGUAGCAGAUUUUAGUGGAAACCCUUUGACAAGGUUGCCCGAGAGCUUCACUGAAUUGCGGAAUCUGACCUGCCUUUCCAUCAAUGACAUUUCUUUACAAGCACUUCCUGAUAACAUUGGAAACCUCUCUAACUUGGUAUCACUGGAACUCCGAGAGAACCUGUUGACAUACUUGCCAGAAUCUCUCUGUCAGCUGCACAGACUAGAAGAACUUGAUCUAGGGAACAAUGAACUAUAUAAUUUGCCAGAGACAAUAGGAUGCCUUGUCAGCUUAAAGGACCUGUGGCUAGACGGAAACCAGCUGGCUGACAUACCACCGGAGCUGGGCAGCAUGAAGAACCUACUGUGUUUGGAUGUGUCGGAAAACAAGCUAGAGCAUCUCCCGGAGGAAAUGGCUGGCCUGGUCUCUCUCAAUGAUCUGCUAGUGUCCCAGAACCUCAUCGAUGCCCUGCCAGAGGGCAUAGGAAAACUAAAACGCCUUUCAAUACUGAAAGCAGAUCAAAACCGCCUGGUCCAGCUCCCUGAGAGCAUCGGCAGCUGUGAAAGCCUGACUGAACUGGUGCUGACCGAGAACCAGCUGCUGAGUUUGCCAAGGAGUAUUGGAAAACUUAAGAAACUCUCCAACUUCAACUGUGACAGAAAUCGCUUAACAUCUUUACCCAAAGAGAUAGGAGGCUGCAGUAGCCUGAAUGUGCUGUGUGUGAGAGACAACCGUUUAACACGCAUCCCCUCAGAGCUGUCGCAGGCUACAGAGCUGCAUGUGUUUGAUGUGUCUGGAAACAGGCUGGCCUACCUGCCGCUGUCUCUCACCACACUGCGGCUCAAAGCACUCUGGCUGUCGGAGAACCAGUCUCAGCCGUUGCUCACCUUCCAGACAGACGUGGAUCCUGACUCAGGAGAGAAGGUGCUCACCUGUGUGCUCCUUCCCCAGCAGCCUUGCGAAUCAGACAAAGGGUCCGAUAACCUGGCACGCUGUGGCGCUUUGGAGAGUCUCGUGAACGACAUGGCAGACGACACUUGGGACAACCGAGCCAUGAACAGAAUCAGUGCCAUCCGCUUCCUGGAAGAUGAUGAUGAAGAGGACGAUGAAAAGGGAACGCUGCUGCGGCGGGCCACUCCCCACCCUGGCGAGUUGAAGACGAUGAAGAAGGUAGUGGAGAACCUCCGUAACGACAUGAACGCCGCCAAAGGCCUGGAUUCCAACAAAAACGAGGUCAAUAACGCUGUGGACCGAGUGACCACGUCUGUGUGACUGCUUUUACCUCCGAGACGGCCCUUUUCCCAUCGUGUCUUCCCUCAUGUUCCCUGCUCAGCCCUCUUCCCUGUGAGCUUUCUCCCUGGGGCAUGACUCCUCGUCUCUCUGUCCGGGGUCAGUCCCGCUUGCAGCCUCAUCUCCUCCUUUCCUGAAACGGGGAAUGACCCUAACAACAGGUGCCUUUUUUAUCCAGAGCAAUAAUCUGUGCAGGAUGGCACACUUUCUGUACAUAGAUAUUUUCCCCACAGUAAAUCGAUAGAUGCACUACAUCAAGUCUUAGAGUUCACUAAAAUAUUGACAGAAUCUCCAUAGAUAUAUAGAGUAUACACAUACUGUAUUUAUAUAUAUUUGUUCUAUUUUCAUUUUGAAUUUUUUAUUAUUUUUUUUAAACACUGGGUGGAUGUUUCUUUCUUUUACAGUUCUUUCGGAUUAUGUUGAGCCCAGGCGUUUUUGGACCUACUGAUUUUAAACAAAUUAUUGUAUAGAUCUUUGUGAAUAUCAAUACUUUUGUACUUGUGGCAGCUCAGAUGUUGUAAAUUUGGAGAAAAAAAAACUAGAUGUAUAGCACGUUUCUUAAUCAACGAGCAUUUUUACUCCUUUUUUGCAAAAACUCGUGGUUUUCUUUCUUUUUUUUCUUUUUUUUUUAAAUGAUUGAACAAAGAAAUGUCGAUGUCUUACACAGCAAAGAAAUUAGCCAGGGGUGAGAGGAGAUCUUUGUGUUUACUUUUCAGGUUGGGCUAUUUGCUUUUCGUCAAUCAAUCCCAUUCUUAUUCCAAGUAAACAUGGUUUUGUACUUAAGUAAAUAAGGGCUGACGCAGCACAGAGCACGUGUGACCUCUGGAAACUAGAAUCAGAGAUGCUGGGUUUCACCUACAUUGUUUCACCAUGGCGCGCUUUUACAGGACAGUUUCACCCAGAAAUGCUAGCUUGGCUAAAAUGACUGGAAGUGGGGACCAUUGAGCACAACCUGAGGGCAAAGAUAUUAAAUUUCAUAUAUUAUUAGCAAUAUUAGCAUUCCUGGAUGACGUGUCCUUUUAAUCUCCACAUUAAUUCCAAAAUCAGCUCCAUUUUUGAAUGUUCCCUGCUUUGUGCAUAUUCAGAACACUAAAGGCUGUUAGUUAUUACUGUAAGAUUGAUUUAGGUGGGCAGUUUCCUUCUAAGUGCAGAGAAACGAAUACAGAUAAAGUUUUGUUAAAAUUGCUUGUUAUUUCUAUGGUACACUGCAGAACCCAUUUUGCAUUGUAUGUUCUUUGUGGCAAAAAGAGACCGGCUGAUUGGUUUUAACAUGUUGAUUUUAAUCUCUUAAUUAUUAUAUAUAUAUUUUGUUUGUCAAUGAUAAAGCUGCACAGAAAACGAUCUCAAAUAGGCAUUGAUCCCGGGCCUAUAUUUUUGACUUCUAACCACUGAUACAAUAAAAUGAUUUUAUGAAAUCAGA